Cryphonectria parasitica EP155 is the source of this 201-nucleotide messenger RNA. RefSeq names its product ankyrin. The annotation marks the transcript as partial. Gene Ontology annotation, cellular component: cytoplasm. The transcript has a single exon. The record is from RefSeq and is a predicted model, not a curated record. Gene Ontology annotation, biological process: innate immune response. Lineage: Eukaryota; Fungi; Ascomycota; Sordariomycetes; Diaporthales; Cryphonectriaceae. Gene Ontology annotation, molecular function: protein binding.
CUUCUGGAUAAGGGGGCUGAUCUGGAAGCUGCCGAUGAAGAGAAAUGGAGGCCGCUUCACUUCGCAGCAUAUCAAGGUCGCUUGUCACUGGCGCGCCGGCUUGUGGAUUCGGGCUGUGAACUCGAGCCUCUCAGCGACGAAGGAAAGACUCCUUUCUACUAUGCCCUCGACGGAAAUCACUCAGAGAUGAUUCAAUUUCUU